AUGAUGAUAGUCCUGACAGUUGGGUCUAGCAACACCAAACUGGAUGAGCAGUUCCUAGGUUUUGGCUCAGAUGAAGAAGUCAAAGUACAAAGUCCCACCAAAUCUCCCACAGUGAAGUCUAGUCCACGAAAACCUCGUAGGAGACCCAGAAGCAGUCCUGAUCAAAGUUCAGCUGCACACUCAGACUCUUCAUCAGUGUGUUCCCCCCUGAGCAAGUCUGAAACCAUGUCCAUGGAAAAGGUAAAGAAGAAGGAAAUUAAAAGUGGGGAAAAGAGACGAGGAAGACCUCCAACACUUAGUAGUGUGAAGUUCAAGUUAUCACAAGUAAAGGACACAUCAGAUAUUCAUAAAGGGAGCAAAGAAGCGAAAGAGAAUCUGAAGAAAAUAAAAAGGGCACCGUCCACUACAUUUCAGCAUGCUGCAAAAAUCAAGAAGUUACGAACUGGUAAACUCUCCCCACUGAAGUCUAAAUUCAAGACUGGGGGGAAACUUCAGAUUGGGAGGAAAGCGGUUCAGAUUGUGCGCAGGAGAGGAAGGCCACCGUCUUCGGAACGUUUAAAGACUGCCUCACCACUAGUCAUUAAUUCACAGCUGGAGAAACCCCAGAGGGUACGUAAGGAGAAAGAUGGCACACCACCACUUACAAAAGAAGAAAAGACUGCUGUCAGACAGAGCCCCCGCAGGAUUAAGCCUGUUAGGAUUAUUCCUUCUACCAAGAGGACAGAUGCAACAAUUGCUAAGCAACUCUUGCAGAGGGCUAAAAAGGGGGCACAAAAGAAGAUUGAGAAAGAAGCAGCUAAACUGCAGGGUAGAAAGGGAAGAACUCAGCUCAAAAACAUCCGGCAGUUCAUCAUGCCAGUUGUGAGUGCUAUCUCUUCGCGGAUCAUUAAAACACCCAAGCGAUUCAUUGAAGAUGAAGACUAUGAUCCUCCUAUUAAAAUAGCUCGCCUAGAGUCCACACCAAACAGCAGGUUUAGUGCUACAUCUUGUGGGUCCAGUGAAAAAUCAAGUGCGGCUUCUCAGCACUCAUCUCAGAUGUCUUCAGAUUCCUCACGAUCUAGUAGUCCUAGUGUAGAUACAUCUACCGACUCUCAGGCAUCCGAGGAGAUGCAGGCACUUUCCGAAGAGCGCAGCAAUACUCCAGAAGUUCAUACCCCUUUACCUAUUUCUCAGUCCCCUGAAAAUGAUAACGGUGAUAGGAGAAGCAGGAGGUUUUCAAUGUCAGAAAGGAGUUUCGGGCAAAGGGCAGCUAAAAAACUGUCAACCUUGCAAAGUGUGUCCCAGCAGCAGUCCUCUUCCUCUCCUCCUCCACCUCUGCUCACUCCUCCUCCACCCUUACAGCCUGCUACUGGCAUCUCAGACCACACGCCGUGGCUUAUGCCUCCAACAAUACCGUUGGCUUCACCUUUUCUGCCCACCUCUGCUGCACCCAUGCAAGAGAAACGGAAAUCAAUUCUACGAGAACCAACAUUCAGGUGGACCUCUCUGAAGCAUUCUAGGUCAGAACCACAGUACUUUUCCUCAGCAAAGUAUGCCAAAGAAGGUCUCAUCCGUAAACCAGUGUUUGAUAACUUUAGACCCCCGCCACUGACGCCAGAGGAUGUUGGUUUUGCAUCUGGUUUUUCAACAUCUGGUGCUACGGCUCCAGCUCGCUUGUUUUCUGCUCUUCAUUCUGGAACAAGAUUUGAUAUGCACAAAAGAAGUCCUCUGCUUCGAGCUCCAAGAUUCACUCCAAGUGAGGCCCACUCCAGAAUUUUUGAAUCUGUAACCUUGCCUUCAUCUGUUAGUCGAACCACUGCAGGAACUUCUGUGACAGGCAUAUCUUCUAGGAAACGAAAGAGAAGAGUGUUUAGCCCGAUCCGAUCAGAACCCAGAUCUCCUUCGCACUCCAUGAGGACAAGAAGUGGAAGACUUAGUACCUCUGACCUGACAACUCUCACCCCUCAAUCUUCUGUCUCUUCCUCACUAACUAGCAUGUCUGUUAGUUCUCUUGCCACUAGUGCCUUAAACUCAACUUUUACUUUUUCUUCCCCUCCCCUGACCCAGUCUGGGGAAUCAGCAGAGAGAAGCCAGAGACCAAGGAAGCAGAUCAGCACUCCAGCUGAGCCUUUCUCAUCCACUAAUCCUACUCCUCUGUUUCCCUGGUUCACACCAAGUCCCCAGACAGAGAGAGGGAGAAAUAAAGACAGGGCUACUGAGGAACUGUCCAAAGAUAAAGACGUUGACAAAAGUGUGGAAAAGGACAAGAGCAGAGAGAAAGACAGAGAGAGAGAAAAAGAGAACAAACGCGAAUCAAGAAAAGAGAAAAGGAAAAAAGGGUUAGAAAUUCAGAGUAGCUCUGCUUUAUUUCCUGUAGGUAGAGUGUCCAAAGAAAAAGUUAAUGAAGAUGUUGCAGCAGCAUCUUCAGCUAAAAAAGCUGCGGGGCGGAAGAAGUCUACAGCAAUAGAUCCUGUAGCAGAUGCUUCUGCUGUGGCUCUUGUAGAUAUGACAGCUGGCAAAACCAAAAUGCCUAAGAAAGGUAGAGGGGGCUUAGAAAAAUCAGAUCUAGAUCUAAGCCCCACUGUUCCGCCCCUGGAGAAAGACAAAGCCCUACGCCUCUCGGCUCCUUCGUCAAGCACUGUUAAACAUUCCACUUCCUCCAUCAGCUCUAUGUUGGCUCAAGCGGACAAACUUCCAAUGACUGAUAAGAGGGUGGCCAGUCUCCUAAAAAAGGCUAAAGCCCAGCUGUACAAGAUUGAGAAGAGCAAAUCCCUCAAACAAGCAGAUCAGCCAAAAGCACAGGGUCAAGAGAGUGAUUCAUCAGAGACUUCGGUGCGAGGACCACGAAUAAAACAUGUCUGCAGGAGGGCGGCUGUAGCACUAGGCCGUAAGCGGGCAGUGUUUCCUGAUGACAUGCCUACUCUGAGUGCCUUACCAUGGGAAGAACGAGAGAAGAUAUUGUCUUCCAUGGGAAAUGAUGAUAAGUCAUCAAUAGCUGGCUCGGAAGAGGCUGAACCUCUUGCUCCACCUAUCAAACCAAUUAAGCCAGUUACCAGAAACAAGGCACCCCAAGAGCCUCCAGUGAAGAAAGGUCGGCGCUCAAGGCGCUGUGGGCAGUGCCCAGGCUGCCAGGUUCCAGAGGACUGUGGUGUCUGUACUAACUGUCUAGACAAACCGAAGUUUGGUGGGCGCAACAUAAAGAAACAGUGCUGCAAGAUGAGGAAAUGCCAGAAUCUGCAAUGGAUGCCUUCAAAAGCUUAUCUCCAGAAGCAAGCUAAAGUUGUGAAAAAGAAAGAGAAGAAAUCCAAGACCAAUGAAAAGAAAGAGAGCCAUUCUGGGAAGAACCAAGUGGAUUCUGGACAGAAACCAGCUCCUCAGACUGUUUUAGCAAAAGAAGAUAAUGCCUUGAAGAAGAGCAGUGAACCUGCCCGAAAGCAAAGUGAGGAGAAACAUGAAGAGGGAAAUACCUCUGUCCCAGUGUUGGAGUCCAAACAGGUCACUGCUUCUGGUGCCAGAAAAACUGGCAAACAAGCACCGCAGCCAUUGCAAGUUCCCCUUUGUCAGCCGCCUGGCUCAGGACCACUGAAAAAAGAAGUAUCUAAAACCAUACCUAGCGAGACCAAGAAAAAACAGACCCCCCAACCAGAAUUAGGCAUAGAGCAAAGCAAACAGAAGAAAGUUACUCCCCGUCCAAGUUUCCCUGUGAAACAGAAACCAAAAGAAAAGGAAAAACCUCCUCCAAUCAACAAGCCAGAGAACAGCACACUGAAUUUGCUCAGUACUCUGUCAAAUGGAAGCAGUUCCAAGCAAAAGGCACCUACAGAUGGAGUCCACAGGAUCAGAGUGGACUUCAAGGAGGACUGUGAAGUGGAGAACGUUUGGGAGAUGGGUGGGCUAGGCAUUCUGACCUCGGUACCUAUCACUCCCAGAGUGGUCUGCUUUCUCUGUGCCAGCAGUGGACACGUGGAGUUUGUGUAUUGUCAGGUCUGUUGUGAGCCCUUCCACAAGUUCUGUUUAGAAGAGAGUGAGCGCCCUCUGGAGGACCAGUUGGAAAACUGGUGCUGUCGUCGUUGCAAGUUCUGUCAUGUAUGUGGAAGACAGCAUCAGGCAACAAAGCAGUUGUUGGAGUGUAAUAAGUGCCGAAACAGCUAUCACCCUGAGUGCCUGGGACCAAACUACCCAACAAAACCCACCAAGAAAAAGAAAGUUUGGAUCUGUACCAAAUGUGUUCGCUGCAAGAGCUGUGGUUCAACAACUCCAGGCAAAGGAUGGGAUGCACAGUGGUCUCAUGACUUCUCACUGUGUCAUGAUUGUGCCAAACUCUUUGCUAAAGGAAACUUCUGCCCACUCUGUGACAAGUGCUAUGAUGACGAUGACUACGAGAGUAAGAUGAUGCAGUGUGGGAAGUGUGAUCGCUGGGUCCACUCCAAAUGUGAAAAUCUUUCAGGUUGUGUUUGUUACUUUUUUUUGUCUCCAGAUGAGAUGUAUGAAAUCCUCUCUAACCUUCCUGAGAGUGUGGCAUACACUUGCAUUAACUGCACAGAGCAGCACCCUGCCGAAUGGCGGCUGGCACUGGAAAAGGAGCUGCAAGUUUCUUUGAAGCAGGUUUUAACAGCCUUGUUAAAUUCCAGGACUACCAGUCACUUACUACGUUACAGACAGGCAGCCAAACCACCGGAUUUAAAUCCUGAGACAGAAGAGAGUAUCCCAUCCAGAAGUUCUCCUGAAGGUCCAGAUCCUCCUGUUCUAACAGAGGUCAGCAAGCAGGAGGAGCAGCAGCCUCUGGACCUGGAAGGAGUGAAAAGAAAAAUGGAUCAAGGAGGUUACACUUCCGUGUUGGAAUUUAGUGAUGAUAUUGUGAAGAUUAUUCAAGCAGCCAUUAAUUCAGAUGGAGGGCAACCAGAAGUUAAAAAAGCUAAUAGCAUGGUCAAGUCCUUCUUUAUUCGGCAAAUGGAGCGUGUUUUUCCAUGGUUCAGUGUAAAAAAAUCCAGGUUUUGGGAGCCAAAUAAAGUAACAAGCAACAGUGGGAUGUUGCCGAAUGCAGUGCUGCCCCCUUCACUUGACCAUAAUUAUGCUCAGUGGCAGGAGCGUGAAGAGAAUAACCACACUGAACAGCCCCCUUUGAUGAAGAAAAUCAUUCCAGCUCCAAAACCCAAAGGGCCUGGAGAACCAGAUUCACCAACUCCGCUGCAUCCGCCGACACCACCUAUCUCUAGCUCUGAUAGAAGCCGGGAGGAUAGCCCUGAACUUAAUCCACCUCCUGAUGUGGAAGACAAUAGGCAGUGUGCACUCUGUCUGAAAUAUGGUGAUGAUAGUGCUAACGAUGCUGGACGUCUCCUGUACAUUGGCCAGAAUGAAUGGACACAUGUAAACUGUGCUUUAUGGUCAGCAGAAGUGUUUGAGGAUGAUGAUGGGUCUCUGAAAAAUGUACACAUGGCUGUGAUCAGAGGGAAGCAGUUGAGAUGUGAGUUCUGCCAAAAGUCAGGUGCCACAGUAGGCUGCUGCCUUACUUCCUGCACUAGCAACUAUCACUUCAUGUGCUCCCGAGCCAAGAACUGUGUCUUUCUGGAUGAUAAGAAAGUGUACUGCCAGCGGCAUCGUGACUUGAUCAAAGGAGAGGUGGUACCGGAGAAUGGGUUUGAAGUUCUUAGAAGAGUUUUUGUGGACUUUGAAGGGAUCAGUUUGAGAAGAAAAUUUCUUAGUGGCCUGGAGCCAGAAAACAUCCACAUGAUGAUUGGUUCAAUGACUAUAGACUGCUUAGGAAUUCUGAAUGAUCUGUCAGACUGUGAAGACAAGCUGUUCCCCAUUGGUUAUCAGUGUUCCAGGGUGUACUGGAGCACAACAGACGCUCGGAAGCGCUGUGUGUAUACUUGUAAGAUCAUGGAAUGUCGACCUCCUGUCAUAGAGCCAGAUAUCAAUAGCACUGUAGAGCAUGAUGAGAACAGGACAAUUGCUCAUAGUCCAGCACCCCCAACAGAAACUCUAUCCAAAGAGAGUCGAAAUACACCAGAAAUGGUAAACCCUCCAUCUCCAGAUCGUCCCCUGCAUUCUCAGACCUCCAGUUCCUGUUACUAUCCUCUGAUCUCAAAAGGUCCCAGGGUCAGGACACCAAUCUAUCCCCUAACACAGCGGUCUCCUGGGUCUAGGCCUUUGCCCUCUGCAGGAAGUCCUACACCAAUGACCCAUGAAAUAGUAACAGUGGGAGAUCCUUUAUUAUCCUCUGGACUUAGAAGCAUUGGCUCUAGGAGACACAGUACCUCCUCUUUGUCACAACAGCAGUCAAAACUCCGAAUGAUUUUUCCCACCAGAGUUGGGAACACUUACUCCAGACACACUGUGCCUGGAGUAUCUAGUAUCGGAUCCUCUUCAGAGCAUGAAUCAAGCUCAAAAAAUAUAGACAGCUUCAAAGGGUCAGUGAAUUUAAGUGCUCCAAGUGCUUUAGCUCAAAAUAGCCCUAACUCUUCAAGCUCUCCGAGAACGGUAGCUACAAGUGGAAGUAAAACUUGUCAUUUGGGUGGAUCUCAGUCUUCAGAAAUAAAACACUCUGCCAGUUCAGAGUCUAUGUCCAAAAGCACAUCUUCAAAGGGAGAGAAGACAAAAUUGUUGAGCUCAAAGGACUCAGAUUCUUCAGCUCAUAGCUUUGCUUCAUCUGGGAAUACUAAAAUCUCCACCCAAGUGCUUAGUACAUCAGGCAUAGAAUUAAACAUUAAUAAAAAGGGAACUUUUCAAGAACCUUCUUCUGCGACACUUUCUUCCAAAGAUACAAUGCCCUUUCCAUCUUUCCAUCAGAGAGGCCCAAGGAAAGAUAGAGACCUACAUAUGGACCUCAUACAACCAGAAAAAAUCCCUUCUGUUGAAGAUAUAGAUGGAAAGAACUUAAAGCCUGCUGGAAUAAGUAGCAGGUCUUCUGCAGCAAGUGACCACGUGGUUUCUGCUUGCAGAGACAGACGACAGAAAGGAAAAAAGUUAACAAAAGACACUUACAAAGAGAAACAUUCUGUAAAAACUUUUACAGACUCGAGUCAAUUGACCACCUGUGAUGAAGGAAGCUUAAAACCAGAAUUCAUAAAUCAGGUUUUGGCAACUGAACAGAUUAGUCAGAGGUUGUGUAGUAAUGUUUCUGCUGAGAAAACGGGGGAUAAGUCUCCACCUACACAAGGGGCAUCUAAAGCUCCAUUGGUGCAAGUUGAAGUGGGCUCAAAGGAAGCACAGGCUCCUAGAAAACGCACAGUUAAAGUAACCCUGACUCCUCUUAAGAUGGAAAGUGAAAGCCAAUCUAAAAAUGCACAGAAAGAAAAUGAUGCCGAAUCGCAGAGUAAGGGUGCAGAACCAACUGCUUUGACAGAGCUAUCUUCAACUUCUGAAAGCCAAGGAGAUGGUUCUGUUGUCCAGGGAAGUCCAAGUGAUACUCCUACCCAGGAAUCUCAAAAUAAUUCUUAUCCGAAUCUGCCUGUUGAAGACAGAAACUUGAUGCUUCAGGAUGGAACUAAAGCUCAGGAAGAUGGUUCCUACAAGCGGAGGUAUCCCCGGCGAAGUGCUCGGGCAAGAUCUAACAUGUUCUUUGGAUUAACUCCUUUGUAUGGUGUGAGAUCUUAUGGAGAGGAAGACAUUCCAUUUUACAGCAACUCAACUGGGAAGAAGCGAGGAAAGAGGUCUGCAGAAGGACAAGUAGAUGGUGCAGAUGACUUAAGUACUUCGGAUGAAGAUGACUUGUACUACUACAAUUUCACCAGGACAGUGGUUUCCUCAAGUGCAGAAGAGAGGCUUGGAUCCCAUAAUUUAUUCAAGGAAGAGGAGCAGUGCAAUCUUCCAAAAAUCUCCCAAUUAGAUGGUGUGGAUGAUGGAACAGAAAGUGAUACAAGUGUUACAGCAACAACAAGAAAAGUAAAUCAGGUAACCAAAAGAAGUGGCAAAGAAAAUGGGACUGAAAACUUAAAGCUUGAUCGAGCUGAAGAAGCUGGAGAGAAAGUACAGGUCACCAAGAACUCCACUGGCCAUAAGACUGACCCAAAGAUUGAUAAUUGCCAUGCUGUGAGCAGGGUUAAAACACAGGGUCAGGAUUCCUUGGAAGCUCAGCUGAGUUCCUUGGACACAGGCCGUAGAGCUCAUGCUAGCACACCCUCAGAGAAGAACUUAUUGGAUACUUUUAACACAGAACUGCUAAAGUCAGACUCUGACAAUAACAAUAGCGAUGACUGUGGAAACAUUCUCCCUUCGGACAUCAUGGACUUUGUACUAAAGAAUACACCAUCGAUGCAGGCUUUAGGAGAAAGCCCGGAGUCCUCUUCAUCUGAACUUCUAACGCUGGGGGAAGGGCUAGGUCUUGAUAGUAAUCGUGGCAAGGACAUGGGUUUGUUUGAAGUGUUUUCUCAACAGCUGCCAACUGCUGAACCAGUGGAUAGUAGUGUUUCUUCCUCUAUAUCAGCAGAGGAGCAGUUUGAGUUGCCUUUAGAACUUCCAUCAGAUCUCUCCGUUCUAACUACUCGUAGUCCUACUGUGCCCAGCCAAAACCGCAACAGGCUUGCUGUAAUUUCAGAGUCUUCACUCUCAUCUUCAGGAGAGAGGUCUAUACUGGCUUUACCUUCCACAGAAUCUGGAGAGAAGAGAGUUACAGUCACAGAAAAAUCUGCCUCCGGUGAAGGGGAUGCAACUCUUUUAAGCCCAGGGGUAGACCCAAGCCCUGAAGGACAUAUGACUCCUGAUCAUUUCAUCCAAGGUCACAUAGAUGCAGAGCACAUAGCCAGCCCACCUUGUGCCUCAGUAGAGCAAGGACAUGGCAGCAACCAGGAUUUAACUAGGAACAGCGGUACUCCUGGACUCCAAGUGCCAGUAUCGCCUACUGUUCCUCUUCAAAACCAAAAAUACGUUCCAAACUCCACUGACAGUCCUGGUCCAUCUCAGAUUUCUAAUGCUGCAGUACAGACAACCCCGCCCCACCUAAAACCAACCACUGAAAAACUUCUGGUAGUCAAUCAGAAUAUGCAGCCUCUGUAUGUCCUCCAGACUCUUCCCAAUGGUGUUACACAAAAAAUACAGCUGACUCCUUCUGGUAGUUCUGCACAGAGCGUAAUGGAGACCAAUACUUCAGUGCUAGGGCCCAUGGGCAGUGCACUUACAUUGACUACGGAAUUAAAUCCAAGCCUGCCAUCAUCUCAGUCUUUAUUCCCCCCCACUAGCAAAGGACUGUUGCCUAUGUCCCAUCACCAGCAUUUGCAUACCUUUCCCACAGCUACUCAGAGUGGUUUCCCACCAAAUAUUGGCAGUCCUGCAUCAGGUCUCCUUAUUGGUGUACAGCCACCUCCUGAUCCUCAGCUUUUAGUGUCUGAAGCAAGCCAGAGGACAGACCUUGGCACUACAGUUACCACCCCAACAUCUGGCCUUGGGAAGAAAAGGCCAAUCUCCCGACUGCAGUCACGAAAGAAUAAAAAGCUAGCUCCGUCUGGAACCCCUUCUGCCAUAGCUCCUUCAGAUAUGGUUUCCAACAUGACUUUGAUUAAUUUUGCUCCCUCCCAACUUUCCAACAGCCCAUUAGAUUUGGGGACCCUUGGAAAUUCGACAUCCCAUAGGACUGUUCCCAAUAUUAUUAAAAGGUCUAAGUCUGGAGUCAUGUAUUUUGAGCAAGCGUCUUUGCUGCCCCAAGGUGUGGGAGCAGCCCCUGCUGCGGCAGUGGGCACUUCACCCAGCAUUAUUGGACCAGAUGCCGGCCACCUCACGACAGGGCCGGUGUCAGGACUAGCAUCAAAUUCAUCAGUGCUGAAUGUAGUAUCCAUGCAGGCCACAGCAGCACCUAGCACUGGUGGGUCAGUACCUGGCCAUGUUUUGGGACAGGGUUCUGUAACAUUAACUAGCCCUGGAUUGUUGGGAGACCUUGGCUCAAUAAGCAAUCUCUUGAUCAAAGCCAGUCAGCAAAGUCUUGGUCUUCAGGAACAGCACAUGACUUUGCCACCAGGUUCUGGGAUGUUUUCACAACUGGGGACGUCACAAACUCCAGCUACAGCAGCAAUGACCGCUGCAUCAAGCAUAUGUGUAUUGCCUUCAGCACAGACUAUGGGCAUGACAGUUGCUCAAUCAUCCACUGACCCAGAAGGUCCUUAUCAGCUUCAGCAUAUGACACAACUUUUAGCCAUCAAAAAUGCUUCUUCCCAGCUGGACCUUGCCACUGCUUCAGCACCUCAGUUGUCAAGCUUUCCACAGCUAGUGGACAUUCCUAACAACACAGGCCUCGAGCAAAGCAAGGUUUCCUCGACUGCAAUGCAUGCCAGUUCAGCUUCGCCUGGAGGCUCCCCGUCAUCUGGCCAACAGUCUGCAAGUAGCUCAGUGCUCGGUCCCACAAAAAUGAAGCCAAAAAUUAAACGAAUUCAACCGCCUUUAGACAAAGCGAAUGGAAAGAAGCAUAAAACUUCUCACAUGUGGACCAGUCCCCCUGAAGUACACAUUCCAGACAGAGGGGCCAAUGCUGUAUCCCAGGUCUCAGCUGCAGGGACUCCUGCAGUGAAGGCAGACAUUCAAGAUACAAGUAUAGAUCAGCUACCACAAAAGCCAUCUGGGCAGCCUGCAGGGCAAAUGGCAGUUCUUACAGAGCCACAGUCAGUGCAGAACACAGCAAAUGAGCAAGAAAAUACAGGAUCCAAAGCUCCUGAGGAGGAGGAAGGCACUUUCAGCUCCCCACUUAUGUUUUGGCUGCAGCAAGAACAAAAGAGGAAAGAAAGCCUUGGUGAGAAGAAGCCAAAGAAAGGACUAGUUUUCGAGAUCUCAAGUGAUGAUGGUUUUCAGAUCUGUGCAGAAAGUAUUGAAGAUGCCUGGAAAUCACUGACUGAUAAAGUUCAAGAAGCUCGUUCCAAUGCCCGUCUGAAGCAGCUAUCGUUUGCAGGUGUGAAUGGUUUGAGGAUGCUGGGGAUUAUCCAUGAUGCUGUUGUGUUCCUGAUUGAGCAGCUUUAUGGAGCAAAGCAUUGCCACAAUUACAAAUUUAGGUUCCACAAACCAGAGGAGACCAAUGAACCCCCAUUGAAUCCACAUGGCUCUGCUAGGGCUGAAGUCCACCUCAGGAAGUCAGCAUUUGAUAUGUUCAAUUUCCUGGCUUCUAAACACCGACAGCCACCAGAAUACAACCCCAAUGAUGAGGAAGAGGAGGAAGUGCAGCUGAAGUCUGCUCGGAGGGCAACUAGUAUGGAUCUGCCAAUGCCCAUGCGAUUCCGACACUUGAAGAAGACCUCCAAGGAGGCAGUUGGUGUCUACAGGUCUCCCAUCCAUGGCCGGGGCCUAUUCUGCAAAAGGAACAUUGAUGCAGGUGAGAUGGUGAUUGAAUAUUCAGGCAAUGUUAUUCGCUCCAUCCUCACUGACAAACGAGAGAAGUACUAUGACAGCAAGGGGAUUGGCUGCUACAUGUUCCGCAUUGAUGACUCUGAAGUGGUAGAUGCCACUAUGCACGGAAAUGCAGCCCGCUUCAUCAACCACUCAUGUGAGCCCAACUGUUACUCCCGUGUAAUCAACAUUGAUGGCCAGAAACACAUCGUCAUCUUCGCCAUGCGCAAAAUCUACCGCGGGGAGGAACUCACGUAUGACUACAAAUUCCCCAUUGAAGACGCCAGCAACAAACUGCCUUGUAACUGUGGCGCCAAGAAGUGCAGGAAAUUCUUAAACUAAAACUUUCAUGAGCUGUGAGUGAGCCCUGAAGGGCCUGGGGCGAACCAAAGUUACAAUGCAUUUCCUUCCCGCCAUUUGGGGGAGAGAGGGGAGGACAGAGAUGGAAAUGAAGAUUGACGGGGGCUCAGGGACGUAAGUGAUGACUGCGCUUCUCCGCCAGAGUCCACAUCUUCAUGUCUCACAUGCGCACACUUAUCCUUUGUGAAAGACACGGAUGAUCAGAGAAGAUCCUCAAUAUGAUUGUUAUACUUUUUCCACUCCCCCCCCCUCCAGUAUUUGUCAUUGUGGGAUAGUGAGCGGGAGAGGGGAAGGGUGGAUGGAUGAGGCAAAACAGACCAAAACCCAUAUAUGGGUAGAGGCCUCAGAUUUUGUCCUUUGUUGUUUCUGGUUUGUCAGGACUCUGUGACCAGCUUUGCCAGGAACGGCAAUGUGGGGUUUUCAGUUUCCUUCGCUUGCUGUGUCAUAAUUUAAAAAAGCGCAGUACUUGACUGAGCUUUUCCUCAGGAGAGAGACUGUAUCCCAUCAACCAGCUCCAUGAAGGAUGUUCUGAGUGUCUGGUUCCUGCCACCAUGCAUUUCCAAAACACUAUUUGUGAGCAGGCUGGGUCUUAUCAGACUUCUUAGAGCAGCCAUAGGUGGCCCCAGUGCAUUUCUCUUGGUUGGUCUGUCCUUUAUUGGGGCCUGGGAAGAGUAAAUAAGGCUAGGGUAACCUACAGCAGCCUGUAAGUGAACUGAAAAGGGUUUCAGUAGCAUUUUCCUCUGAAAUUCCUGUUUUUGUAUAAGAGAGUUCCUAGCUAUUUUAGUAAAGGAAGGGGCUGUGUUGGGUUUAUGCCAACUGAUUACAGUGAUUCACUCUUCAGGAUUUACAGCCCAAAGUGGAAAUCCUUGUCAGCAAAGGCCUUGUUUCAGUAAUUAAGUCCUUUGUAGAGUAGGAACAACUCUUCUCCCAUGUUUCUGCCAUCAGAAAUGGGCACUCUUCUUUGGUCUAGGGAGAGAUCUGCCUCCCUACCUCUGACCUGUCCAAGCAAUGGAAAUCCACGCGCAGAGUAGCAGGACCUGCAGCUGUCAGAAAUGGAGAGCAGCUCUAUUAGCCAGCCCGCACUCCCAAACAGAAAGUAGCAAAGGCGAUUUGCAGAGAUUGCAGCUGGAGAAGCUCUGCUCACAUGGUUUAAAUAAUGUAGUAGGAUAAAUGAAUCAGGCAAAUGAGUGAUUUCUCUAAGCACAUCCCUCUCUCUAGAUCCAUUUCUAGGUUACGGUUACGUCAAUCUUCCUUGUAAGACAUAGGAAUAGGCACCAAAAGGGGGUUUUAAAAGCUCAGUAGACAUGCAAGGCCAAACACUAACAGUCUGAGCAUACUCCUUGUAGCAUUUAAAAAUGUGUUUAGGAAACCAGUUUGCAACUGCCACAAUUAAACCCACCUGAGUGAAAUAGUAAAUCCAUUUAAAAAGCAAAACAGAAUGACACUAGUCCUGGUUCAAGCGGGAAAACUUCCCCCCCUUUUGGAUCCAAAAAAAAAAAAAAGCCCCAACCCUGUUAAAUUAAGUGAUUGGAUUUUACUCUGUUCUGUUUACAGUGUAGUAUUUAAGGUUUUAUAAAUGUAAAUAUAUUUUGUAUAUUUUUCUAUGAGAAGCACUUCAUAGGGAAAAGCACUUAUGACAAGGCUAUUUUUAAACAGUGGUAUUAUCCUAAUUUAAAAUAAUCUGUUUUUAAUAAUUUUUUAUUUUCAUAGGAUGGUUAUAGGAAAUAUCUGGCUGGACAUAGUCUGAUCCUUCCUCCAGAGAGAGGGAUACUUUUAUUUUUAUUUUACUUUUAAUCUUGUUCUGCCUUGUUGACUUAAGUAACUGUUUCCUGGAAGCUUUGGCUGGACCUUAAUUAUAUUGAUUUGUCAAGGGAGAGGGCAUGGGGAACAAUCACCCAACUCAGGAGGAGUUUGACUCAGUGGAACUUUAUUUGAACGUCUGUGUUAACUUUUUUGGUACAGUUUUCCUACCGCUGGGCAGAAAGAGGCAUGAUUCUGCCUUGACACAUGCCACUGUUCUGUUUAUAGAAAGGUGAAGGAGAGGGGGUAAUAAUCGCUAUCUUUACUUUUCCAUUAGUUUGGUCAGAGCUCAGAAUUAGGAAUAUGGCAGGAAAUACGAAUUUUUCCACCUUGCUCUUUCCAUUUAAAUCUUGCAGAGCAGACAUGUCCUCCUCAGUAAUUCACUGAUCCUGCCAGGAUACUUACUGAGCGUGAGUGGUCCCUGCAUCUCUGGAGAGAUCACUUUAACUUAAGCCCAGGACUGUGAUUGGUAGCAGGGAAAGCCAACUUCCCAUCACUCACUACUGUGUUUCUAAAGCAGCUUCACUGGAUAAAGAGCCAGAGUGGGUUUUCAUUCUCGGAAAAUUCUCAACUCUUCAACCAGAGAAACUUGGUCCUGUGGAAAUUGAGCAAAGCAAUAGAACCACAGCCCUGCCUUUGUUCACCAUCAUUGUUAGGAACAGGUGUGGGAUUUGCACCCACCAAUGCACUUCUCAGCCCUGAGUGCCUCUCACUUGGAAACAUAUGAAUUUUUCCUUUGAACAGUAAAAUGAUAAUGUACUCCUCUCUCAUCUGUCCCUGUGGACAGGCCAUCUACAAUUUGCUGAAUUAGCAAAUUGAAAGGCUGCUAUGAAACAGCAUCAGCAGCCGCCUAUGGAAAUUGGACAGCAUUGACUAAUAACUCCUUAGCGCUCACAGUCCAGCACUAUGUAACUGUGCCAUUCAACCCCAGAGACCUCUUCCUCUGACCGGAGAAUGAAAUGCAGCACUCAGAAGGGUCAGGAAUUGCUGGUUCCUUUUUUUAUUGCACUGUGUGAUUAUUAUUUUGUAAAACUUUUUUUAAAGGAAAAAUCAAAGGCAAAGCUGCACGUGUUACUGAAAUGAUUUGAUGCACUGACAGUUUGGGAAUGCACACACACUGAGAGGCCAGAAAGCAUGUCUGGGGAAAUCUCAGCUCAGCAUCCCUAGACACAACUCUUCGCGGCAGUGCUGGGGGACAGUUCCAGUGCUGGACACACCAGUGAAUUUUAACUUCAGAAUGGUCUAGUUCAAUCAUUUUCCCCCUUCUCCCUCCUGCUGAUAUCCCUUAAUCUGGCAGAGAAUCAGCCUCUGCAGCUGACAACAAUCCCAUUCUUGUCUCUUGCCAAAAAUCUGUGUAGCUAUCAGCUAUUUGAUAAGCAAAAUUGAGUCCUCACCAGAAAUCCACACUAAGAGCAAGGUCUGAUCAGGAAACACUGCUCCCACAAACCCCCUUAGGAAAAAACACAAGAAGAGGGGGAAAAAUAAGUGAAGGAGAAAACAGAAGAGAGAUACCACCUGAGUCCCUCUGAGAACCAGGCACUAGAAAUUUCCUCUACCGUGAGGACUGAGAGCGCAAAUGGAUCAGGCUAGAAUUUGGUAGAAGAUCCAGCUCACUGAAUGCUUUGCUGCUAUACCUGUUGUGGCUGCCUUAACUAGCAGCCACUGUGGCCAGUGAAACUGUCUGUAAACCAGAGAAGCUGAAUUGUGCUGACUUACAGGCUGGGCCAGGGGUCCCCUUGGCUCCCCACUUCCAUUGUUCUCACCAGUCUAUCUCCAGCACAGAGGUUUUCAGUCACUUACAGUUUUAAACAAAUAAAAGGAAGGUGGGGAGAAGCCUUGGCAGCUAGUAUUUAAGUUUUCAAUGAUUCAUCUGUAAGACACAGGCCUAUGUGCCCUUUAACCCUGUCCUGCCCAGGCUAAUAGUGAGCACAAUGCAGCUUCCUCGUAUAUGAAUGUAUAUUUUAUAAGGACUGACAUAGAUCAUGAUAUCUGAAAAUACUAAAAGUCAAACCUUAAGGCAUUUAUUUUUAUUUGUACAAACCAAUUUUUUUAAAGGAAAAGCGGGUCAUUGCAAAGGGCUGGGUAUAAUCUUUUUAUUUCAUUUUCUUUCAUUUCCAAGCAAUACCAGGUUCUUCAGCAAGAUGGUCUUUGUGCAGAAUCAUGCCAUUCAAACCCAUACUACUGGUCCAUACUCAACACACUUGCGAGUUUUUUUAUAACUAUAAAUAUGAUAUAUAUAGGAACUAAUAUAGUAAUGCACCGUGUAAUGAAGCCUAGUUCAGUAUCGGUCCAUGGCUUUUAAUUCUCUUAACACUAUAGAUAAGGAUUGUGUUACAGUUGCUAACAAAGGCAGGAAAAAUAAUCAAGCUGUGUACUUCUGGGUUAACAAAUGUAAACUGAGGGGGGCUUGCUUGGCACUAGUGCAGAACACCUCAGUGUGAAGAGUGACAGCAUUCACAUUCAGGAACUUGCUGCAGAAAUGAAAUACUUAGCCCGUAGUUUCCCUGCUUGAGGAUUUUUCUGACCUUCAAUGUUACCAGUCAGUACUUGUACAACUUGUUUUUUUGUUUUUUGGAAUUUUUUUUUUUUUUUUUUGGUUAUGAAUGUUGGGGUACCACCUGCAUAUAGGGAAAAAUGUGUUCUGUGCUUUCCUGGUAUCUUUUUAACAAGGUACUGUAGCUUUGUCUAUCAACCAAGAACUAUACUUGUGGUGUUUCUUUUAUUAAACUUAACAGUCUCUUUAGUAAAUACAGAUAGGUGAAUAAUUGUUCAAAAAAAAAAAAAAGCU
Messenger RNA from Terrapene triunguis (Three-toed box turtle), 16228 nucleotides. RefSeq names its product lysine methyltransferase 2A (gene KMT2A). Bases 1 to 11622 code for a protein of 3873 amino acids. Gene Ontology annotation, molecular function: protein binding; zinc ion binding; DNA binding. The record is from RefSeq and is a predicted model, not a curated record. Lineage: Eukaryota; Metazoa; Chordata; Testudines; Emydidae. Gene Ontology annotation, cellular component: nucleus; histone methyltransferase complex. Gene Ontology annotation, biological process: positive regulation of DNA-templated transcription. The transcript is spliced from 36 exons.